Messenger RNA from Pedinophyceae sp. YPF-701, 1260 nucleotides. The record is from the annotation of a GenBank genome assembly. NCBI's taxonomy places the organism in Eukaryota, Viridiplantae, Chlorophyta, Pedinophyceae.
AUGGUAGUCGAACCGCCCGUUGCGAACGGCGGCGCGUACGAGCGCAUUCCCGACGAGGACCAGGGGCGGCAAGAUGGCCGGCCCUUUUUCCCCUACGCGCGGCUCCUCAACGGCGAAAUCCCCCCGGAGCGCCCCGGCUGGCAAGCUUUCACCCGUCCAGACGACCUGUACGGCGUCGCUGGCACCGUGGCGAGGCGGCCAGGGCAGUGGCCCGCCUGGGAGGUGCCACGGCUCGUCCUUUUCGCGCUCGUGGUCAUACCGCUGCGCCUCGCCCUCGUCGCCGUCCCGUUCGUCCUCUGGCUCGUCCUCAUCCUCCUCUCCCGGCCCAUCCGGCCCCUGGCGCCACUCGCGCUCUUCAUAGCACAGCACGGCUCGCGCCUCCUGCUCUUCGCCUUCGGCUUCCACUACAUUGAAUACCGCGCUCUACCAGGGUGCGAGAAGGAGCCCCUGCGAGAGCGCAAGCGUCCGAUCAUGGCCGUGAGCAACCACAGCUCGUACCUCGACAUCGUCGUCCACUGCUACCUGCACUGCCCAGGGUACGUGGCGCGCGCCGGCACGGCGCGCACGCCGCUCCUGGGCGCGAUCGCGCAGACGUUCGGGUGUCUGUACGUCGAGCGCGACAAGGCGCGGGCGCGCGCGCUGGGCCGGACCGUCGCGAACGUGUCCAAGGCGGUCGCGGAUCGCGCCGUGUCGAAUGCGGAGCGGCAGGCCGCGCGGCGCAGCUUCCGGCCGCUGUGCAUGUUCCCCGAGGGCACGACGUCGAACGGGCAGCAGCUCCUGCACUUCCACCGCGGGGCGUUCCUUGCCGGCACGGCCGUGAAGCCUUACAUCAUUAAGUACCCCCCCGUGACUGUCAGCCCGACGUGGGAGUCGAUAGGCAUCGUCCGGCAGCUCUUCCUGCUCAUGUGCGCGCCGUGGAACCGCAUGGAGAUCACGGAGAUGCCGCUGUACGUCCCGAAUGCGCGCGAGAGGGCGGACCCCGCGCUUUACGCGGAGGGCGUGCGACGAGAGAUGGCGCGGGUCGGGGGGCUGGGCGUGACGGACGCAGGGUUCAAGGAACACAUGGACUACAUCGCGGCGAUCAAGGAGUCGCUGGCGGCGCGCAGAAAGGGCGUGGACCUGCACUGUGCGGGGUGGGUGGCGCCCGAGGAGGUGUCGACGGGGACGGUGGGGACGAUGAACGGGUCCGCGCGGUCGGACGGUGGCAGCACGCACGGGGUGGUGGAGGAGAAGGGCGCGGAGCGGAAGGUGUCGCCCUGA